UAUUAGUCAUCAAAACGUUGUGAGCAUGCAUAGUAAUCCUAGACCUUCCUGCAUGAUUAGACGAAACACCCGUUAAGUUACAUGGCGCACACCCGACGUUUUAAUUUCGCUUGCAAUGUUUUAGCAAACUGUCGCGCUGAUCUAUGGCAGCAUCCGAAUGACGUCAUCCAGGGCGACGGCUUCUGAAGCGCCGCUGCCGCAUCGCUUUGUGCACACGGCAUUACAGUAGAGGAAGACUGUGGUGAAUCGAGGCAGGAGUUUCAACGGGAUUAGAAAUAAGCUCGUCUCCGAGAGACAGACGAGAGAAAAGGCUGCUUUUUGCUGUAACACCGUGAUGGAUGUGAAAGAGGAGACCAUAAAUGUUAAGGAGGAGGACUGUGAAUUGAAGUGUGUCUACCCUAAACAGGAGAGCCUGGGCAUUAAGAAAGAGGAGGAGGAGGAGGAGGAGUAUGAACUGGUGUUUGUGGACAUUAAAGAAGAAGCUGAAGAGAAGUGUGUCAGCAGUUUGACUGACAUCCAGACAAGUGUCAAGGAAGAAGACCUUCAUUAUGGAUGUGAAAAUGAUGCAGUGACCGGGUCCAUCUUCUCUCAUAGCGAACACUCUUCAUCUCCGGCGCCUUCUAUCAAUGUGAAGUCUGACAUAGAGGCAACUGAAGAUGUUUCAUCUCUUAGGACUUCGGAACAUCAGCCACCACCUACAAAGAACACUAGAACAAGAGGCAAACCCCACUGCUGUUCUGAAUGUGGCAAAACAUUCUCUCUGAAGAGUAGUCUUCAGGCUCACCAAAGAAUUCACACAGGAGAGAAGCCAUAUUGUUGUAUUGAAUGUGGCAAGCAUUUCUAUUAUAAGGCUAGUCUUCAGAGUCAUCAAAGAAUUCACACAGGAGAGAAACUGUUUUGCUGUUCUGAUUGUGACAAACAGUUUACACACAGAUGGCAUCUUCAGGUUCACCAAAGAAUUCACACAGGAGAGAAACCCUAUUGUUGUUCUGAAUGUGGCAAACAUUUCUGUGACAACAGUACUCUUCUGAAACAUCAAAGAAUUCACACAGGAGAGAAACCCUAUUGUUGUUCUGAAUGUGGCAAACAAUUCUAUUACAAGAGUAGUAUUCACAACCAUAAAAGAAUUCACACAGGAGAGAAGCCAUAUUGCUGUUCUGAAUGUGGCAAAACAUUCUCUCUGAAGAGUAAUCUUCAUAAACACAAAAGAAUUCACACCAAAGAAAAGCCAUAUUUUUGUUCUGAAUGUGGCAAACAAUUCUAUGACAAGAGUAGUCUUCAGUACCACCAAAUAAUUCACUCAAGAGUGAAGCCAUAUUGCUGUUCUGAUUGUGACAAACAAUUCUAUCUCAAGAGUGGUCUUCAGAAACACCAACGAAUUCACACAGGAGAGAAGCCAUAUUGUUGUUCUGAAUGUGGCAAACAAUUCUAUGAGAAGAGUAAUCUUCACAAUCACAAAAGGAUUCACACAGGAGAGAAGCCAUAUUGUUGUUCUGAAUGUGGCAAAGCCUUCUCUCAGAAGAAUAGUCUUCAGAAACACCAGAAAAUUCACACAGGAGAGAAACCAUAUUGUUCUGAAUGUGGCAAACAUUUCUGUGACAACAGUAGUCUUCAGAAACACCAAAUAAUUCACACAGGAGAGAAACCCUAUUGUUGUUCUGAAUGUGGCAAACAAUUCUAUCGCAAGAGUAGUCUUCGAAAUCACCAAAAAAUUCACACAGGAGAGAAACCCUAUUGUUGUUCUGAAUGUGGCAAACAUUUUUGUGACAUUAAUAGUCUUCAGAAACACCAACGAAUUCACACAGGAGAGAAACCCUAUUGUUGUUCUGAAUGUGGCAAACAAUUCUAUCACAAGAGUAGUAUUCACAACCACAAAAGAAUUCACACAGGAGAGAAGCCAUAUUGCUGUUCUGAAUGUGGCAAAACAUUCUCUCAGAAGAAUAGUCUUCAGAAACACCAAAAAAAUCACAACGGAGAGAAACCGUAUUGUUCUGAAUGUGACAAACAUUUCUGUGACAUCAGUAGUCUUCAGAAACAUCAAAGAAUUCACACAGGAGAGGAGCCCUAUUGUUGUUCUGAAUGUGGCAAACAAUUAUAUCGCAAGAGUAGCCUUCAAAAUCACCAACGAAUUCACACAGGAGAGAAACCCUAUUGUUGUUCUGAAUGUGGCAAACAAUUCUAUCACAAGAGUAGUCUUCGAAAUCACCAAAUAAUUCACACAGGAGAGAAACCCCAUUGUUGUUCUGAAUGUGGCAAACAAUUCUAUCGCAAGAGUAGUCUUCGAAAUCACCAAAGAAUUCACGUGGUAGAGAAGAAAACCCAAGAAAGUUCUACAGAAUGCUAAUUGGGGAAGAUGCACUGAAAGUAAAAAGAACUCCAGAAAUAAAAAAAAAAAUGAAAGUGAAGAGUUUUGGAGAAAAAAUUAUAAAGAUGAUCAAGAAUGCCACAACCAAGCAAAAUGGAUCAACAAACUACAGAUGGAAACAAAACUCAUCCAACCAAAAGAAAUGUCAUGGAAUGAAGUAAAAGAAGAAGCCAUAAGAAAGAAAAUAAAAACUGCUGCUAGCUAGAAGACAUCUGGUUCAGAUGCUGUACCACAUUUUUUGGAUAAAGCAUUUAACCUUUCUUGGUCUACGAUAUGGCUGACAGCAGAGGUUCAAUAAUACAGGAACCAGAGGCAACAGCAGAGUAUCUUAAAACAGGGACAAUUUCCCUACUGAAAUAUGACCAAACAAAUAUUAAAAAAAAAAAAAAAAUGCUGCCCAAUAAUCCUUCUUUCAACCAUCUAAUAACUAUCACAGCCAUAGAUACAGAGUGAAUUUACACAAACCCAGACCAUAACAUCUUAAUGGCAGUAGUAGAAAAUUUGAAUAAAAGAUAGGUAUUUGGCACUAAAGACCAGCUACUAAUGAACAAAGCCAUCAUGUAAUGUUGAAAAAAAUUUCAGAAACCCAAGUGUGGCAUGAGCAGUUAUUAGUCACGGGCAAUAGUUAGUCACUUGGAACACACCAGUACUGAGUGGGAGAAAAAUAGGUGCCAGAUCUAGUAAUUAAAAACAAAAAAAAAAAUAGUUUAAGAAAGUUUAGAAAAUAGAAUUAUCAGUUCCCGGAGACUACUCAGUUCUAAAAACGGACAGGCAAACAAUUAAAAAGUAUCAAGAAAUUCAAUCGGAGGUGUUCCAAAUGUGGGAUGAAAAGAAAAAUAGUGUCUGUUGUUCUUGGAUCAACAGGAAUAAUAAAGAGAAACUUUCAAGCCUAUCCUGAUGAAAGAGUGAGGGUCACUCCUACUUUGCUAGUAAGGACAUCAAGAAAGUUUUAGAGAAACCAACAACAAAAGAAGCCAGAUUACUACUGUGAAUGUAGCAAGCAAAUCUCUGACAGGAGUGGUCUUCAGAGCCACAAAAGAAUUCAUACAGCAGAGAAAAA
Messenger RNA from Erpetoichthys calabaricus (reedfish), 3425 nucleotides. RefSeq names its product gastrula zinc finger protein XlCGF26.1-like. The coding region runs from base 335 to 2344 and encodes 669 amino acids. Lineage: Eukaryota; Metazoa; Chordata; Cladistia; Polypteriformes; Polypteridae. The transcript is spliced from 3 exons. The record is from RefSeq and is a predicted model, not a curated record.